AUGCUGGCUCAAUUCUAUGCUGCCAUUCUAUGCUUCGCGUCUAUCUCCUUUGCCCACUCUUGGGUUGAAGAUAUCUCGAGUUUGGAUGAAGAUGGAAACAUCGCCGGAGAUCCGGGAUAUCCCCGAGGGUUUGUCCCUCGAGUUAUUCCAGUGGGCUCUGGCUUUUGGCCAAACGAUGACUUCAAUGAUUUCACCAUGCAAUAUCUCAUCCCUCCGAACGACCGUGAGGACAGGGCAAUCUAUCUGACGGAUCGUAUCUGCAAAUCGACUCAGCAGACUGCUAACCAGACUGAUGGAUACCCCGUGUUGCAGGCCAAGUCCGGAAGCACCAUACUUCUGAGGUACCAGGAGAAUGGUCAUGUGACGCUCCUCGGCAACUCUACCAAUAGGAGAUCAUCUGGCCACAUCUGGGUCUACGGCACGGCCGAUCCUGCUGAUGAUGAUACGCUUAUGGCCAUACACGGCAGGUGGAGCGAGGAUGGGACGGGCGGCGACCACAGGGGUGCUCUCUUGACGGAUGCGCCAUUCGACGAUGGGAAGUGCUAUCAGACGAACACGAGCGAAGAGUCAAAGAGGCGUCGGCUGCUGCCGCAGCGGUCCCACACAACGCUCGAAGGAGCAGAUCUCUGGUGCGGGACGGAGGUUCCACUACCUGAUUUGGAUUCGGGCACCCAGUACGCGCUUUACUGGGUCUGGAGCUUCCCUACGCAGUUUAGCGACGGGCGAUCGAUACCAGAAAUCUACACCACCUGUAUUGACGUGGCGAUAGUUUGA
Lasiodiplodia theobromae is the source of this 774-nucleotide messenger RNA. RefSeq lists its product as uncharacterized. The record is from RefSeq and is a predicted model, not a curated record. The transcript is spliced from 2 exons. The coding region runs from base 1 to 774 and encodes 257 amino acids. Lineage: Eukaryota; Fungi; Ascomycota; Dothideomycetes; Botryosphaeriales; Botryosphaeriaceae.